Messenger RNA from Puccinia triticina, 483 nucleotides. RefSeq lists its product as uncharacterized. The record is from RefSeq and is a predicted model, not a curated record. The transcript has a single exon. NCBI's taxonomy places the organism in Eukaryota, Fungi, Basidiomycota, Pucciniomycetes, Pucciniales, Pucciniaceae. The coding region runs from base 1 to 483 and encodes 160 amino acids.
AUGCCGUCAAGAAGCUUUGACUGCCAGGAAGCCGGCAAGCAGCGCUCCUCAAAUUGUCAAGUUCAGCUUUGCCAUCCUUGCUCUAAUCUGGUAAGUCCCCCUUCUUUGUCUUCACUCACUUGCCAUUCCCUCAACUUUAACUCAGUCUUCAUCCUCGCCCUGAUCUCCAUUCCCCUCGUCUUGUUCACCAGUCAAUUUUGGAAGAGCAGAGGUGUCCGCCUCGGCCAGAACCUCCCGCUUGCUAACCAGACUCCACCUGCUCACUUGUUGAUUGUCCGUCUGGUAUUGGUAUAUGCUUGGAUCAAUCGCCCUCAUGUCCCAACACAACAAGGAAGGAGGAUAUCAACCGAUACAUCGAUUGGGCUGAACUACCCGCACCAAGGCACUGGCUGGCGGGGCAACGAGGUUGAGGACGAGGCGCUCUGCAAGCCGCAGAAGUGUUUGAAGAUGCUCAACAGCCAGCAGAUCCCGACGCUCUUCUGA